Fonsecaea nubica is the source of this 1494-nucleotide messenger RNA. RefSeq lists its product as hypothetical. Gene Ontology annotation, molecular function: transmembrane transporter activity. The transcript has 3 exons. The record is from RefSeq and is a predicted model, not a curated record. The coding region runs from base 1 to 1494 and encodes 497 amino acids. Lineage: Eukaryota; Fungi; Ascomycota; Eurotiomycetes; Chaetothyriales; Herpotrichiellaceae. Gene Ontology annotation, biological process: transmembrane transport.
AUGGACGAAACCCAACCAUUGCUUCGAAAUGCGGUUCACCCCGAGCACCGCCCGGACAAAACCGUUCGGCCAACAGACAUCAUUGAUUUCGACCCCAACGGCGACCCGGAAAACCCCAGAGAUUGGCCGAAUCACUACAAAUGGGGGAUCGUGGCUUUGUUGGCCUUUAUGGCAUUUACAGUGACUUUCACCUGCAUCUCGGUCGUGCCCGUUGCAAACCGGAUUGUACACGAUCUCAAUGGCACAAGUAGCAAGUCCGCCAGCGUCCUGCUAGUCACGAUAUGGGAACUUGGCGAGGCGUUCGGCCCCCUCGUGCUCGCACCGCUGUCGGAGUCGUUUGGGAGAUAUCCAGUCUUCAAUGUCGCCAACGUGCUGUUCAUCUCCGCCACGGUGCUGGCGGCAUUGUGCCAAAGCACGCCGCUCUUCAUCGCCGCACGGGCCUUGACGGGCGUGGCGGUCGCUUCGAAUGUGCUCAACCCAGCCAUUGUCGGCGACAUGUUCGUCUCGGAACAGCGCGGGUCGGCCAUGAGCCUCGUCAUGAUGGCACCCCUGUUGGGAGGCGCCAUCGGUCCUGCCAUCGCGGGCGCCAUCGCCGAGACCUUGGGCUGGCGUCAGGUCCUCUGGGUGGGCGUGAUCUUGGCCACCGCCUGUGAGGUGACUUUCCUCACCUGUUUCCGCGAAACGUACAAAGUGGCCAUCCUCAAUCGCCGAGUGGCCCGGUUGAGGAAGGAGACAGGUAAUCUCGCGCUUCGCACCGCGGUCGACGUGGACGACGCCGAGGCGAACGUGAAGGGACCCACGAAGCUGUGGGACUCGAUCCUGCGACCCUUUGUCGUCUUCUUCGACUCGGGCGUCCUGCAGGCUAUGUCCGUCUUCGGAUCGAUGGUGUAUACCUACUUCUACGUCAUGUCGACGACGCUGCCCGACAUCCUGGAGGGGAUCUACGGCCUCUCACCCGCCCUGACGGGGUCGACGUUCAUCAGCUUCAGUGUCGGUUCCUUGGUAAGCGUCGUCAUUUGCAACUUUUUCCUCGACAGAAUCUACAUCCGGCUGCGCGAUACCCACAAAGGCUCGCCGGUCGGGGGACAGCCCGAGUACCGACUCCCGCUGGCCAUCGUCGGCGGUUUUACGCUCCCCCUCAUGGUCGCGCUGUACGGGUGGACGGCCGACCUCCGCCUGCCGCUCCCGGUCUUGAUCCUCGUCCUCGUCCUGCUCGGGGCCGCGCUGAUGCUCGGCUUCAUCCCGCUGAUGGCCUACGUGGUCGACGCCUUCAAGCUGUACUCUGCCAGCGCCAUGACCGCGCUCAUCGUCACGCGGUGCCUGAUGGGCACGUUUCUCCCCCUCGCCGUCGAGCCCCUGGUCAAGGCCGUGGGGUAUGGCGGGGGGUUCACCAUCUUGUGCGCGUUGAGUCUUGCCACCGCGCCGAUCCCCGUUCUCAUCUUCCGCUACGGUGCGAAGUGGAGGAGGCGGUCGACGUAUACAGAAGACAACUAA